Messenger RNA from Beta vulgaris subsp. vulgaris (sugar beet), 2127 nucleotides. RefSeq lists its product as uncharacterized. The record is from RefSeq and is a predicted model, not a curated record. The transcript has 5 exons. The coding region runs from base 563 to 1681 and encodes 372 amino acids. Lineage: Eukaryota; Viridiplantae; Streptophyta; Magnoliopsida; Caryophyllales; Amaranthaceae.
ACAACAACCUGUAAAUCUUAUUUCCAUUUUUUGUCAACACCCCCUGAACCCCAAGUAAAAUAUUUUUUUUAAAUAAAAGAAAAACAAUAUUGUAUAAAAAACAAUAAAAUCUACACAUAAAAUUGUCAAAUUAUAAUUCCCUCCCACUUUCUUACAUGUGACCACACUCUAUUGCCAACUUGGUACUUCCCCCUCUCCCUCUAUUUUCUCUCUCCUUUUUUUUUUUAAGUCAUGUACACCACCACUAUCACCACCGCGUUCGCCACCACAACCGCCACACACCACCACCAAAAUUAAUUAAAUAGUAAACACAAUUUCAAUAAAAACUAAACAAACCCAAAAAAAAAACAACAACAAUAACAUACUAAUAGUAAAAAGAAAAAGAACUAAAAAAAACCCCCACAAAAAGUAAAGGAAUGUCUUAACCCAGUUCUGAUUUUCAGCCCUUUUUCUCAGAACAAAUUGCAGAGAAGAAAAACAGAGGAAAAAAAAACAGGGGAAGAGAGAGAAAGUAGUAGAGAGAGAAAGUAGUAGAGAGAGAAAGUAGAAGAGAGAGAGAAAGAUGGGAGGGGUGACAUCUUCAAUGGCUGCUAAAUUUGCAUUUUUCCCACCAAACCCACCUUCAUAUAGAGUAAUGAAAGAUGAAUCAACAGGUUUACUACUUUUAGACCCAUACCCACAUAGGGAAAACGUCGACGUUUUGAAGAUCCCAACAAGAAGAAAUACUGAGAUUGUUGCUAUGUAUGUGAGGUAUCCAAUGGCAACUUCUACUUUGCUAUAUUCUCAUGGAAAUGCUGCUGAUAUUGGUCAGAUGUAUGAGCUUUUUGUUGAGUUGAGCAUCCAUUUGAAGGUUAAUAUCAUGGGGUAUGAUUAUGCCGGGUAUGGACAAUCAACAGGAAAGCCCACUGAGAAUAACACAUAUGCGGAUAUUGAAGCUGCAUACAAGUGUCUUGAAGAGAACUAUGGUGCCAAGCAGGAAGAUAUAAUUCUUUAUGGUCAAUCUGUUGGUAGUGGCCCCACUUUGGAUCUUGCCUCUCGUUUACCUCGAUUAAGGGCUGUUGUUUUGCAUAGUCCUAUACUCUCUGGCUUGAGAGUCAUGUAUCCUGUGAAGCGCACCUAUUGGUUUGACAUCUACAAGAAUAUUGAUAAGAUUCCAUUGGUGAAGUGUCCUAUUCUGGUAAUUCAUGGAAUGGCUGAUGAUGUAGUUGAUUUUUCUCAUGGUAAAACAUUGUGGGAAUUAUCCCAAGAAAAAUAUGAACCUUUGUGGCUCAAAGGAGGAAGUCAUUGUGACUUGGAACUUUUCCCCGAGUACAUCAAACAUCUCAAGAAAUUUGUGUCCACAGUGGAGAAACCACCCUCCCAAAGGCACAACAUCUCAAGAAGAAGUGUAGACAAGCCUGAAAACUCACGAAAGAGCGUUGACGGUAUUGAUCCUUCUAGGAAAAGUACUGACCGCAGAGAGAAACCAAGGAAAAGCACAGACCGACCAGAAAUGCUGAGGUUACACGAGUACAAAGCCAGCAGCAUCAAUAAGCUAGAGAAAUUGAACAUUCCUUUUGAACAGUUGGAGAGGUCCCGCAGAAGUGUUGAAUAUCAUGACAGGUCUCGGAAAAGUGUCGAUUUACAGUUUGAGAAGGGUCGGCGUAGUGUGGAUUGGGUGGAUAGAAUAAGAGCUGUUUGAAGGUUGUGAGAUCACUGUAAAGUAAUGUUUCAUGUGAAAGGGAAAGAGGACAGAAGAAAAUACAUACAAGUGAAUAGAACAAGCAAACUGGGUAAAGAAAUGGUGAACAAUUCAUUGGAUGGUAUAACUUAAGGAUUUCGGAAUUGGAUGUUUUUAGAUUCUUGGAUAUUCGAUUGAAGUUUCAAUCUGGAAAUUUAGAUAUGGCGUAGGAGUAAUUGGGUUCUUGUUUCAUAGGUAUUUCAAAUGGAAGAGUCCUAACAUGUAGUGUUUUCCUUCAUUAUAAGGAAAUUAUGUGUUUUUUUCGAACUCGUUGGUUUAGCAGUAAAUUUGACUUGUAUCAAUGUUCUUGAAUUUUACAUUGCUUUCUUGGUAAAUAGUAAAACAUGGUUCAAAACAUGUAAUGUCUUACAUGCUUGUUUACCUCGCAUUAUAACUUUGACCCUUGA